Messenger RNA from Benincasa hispida (wax gourd), 2749 nucleotides. Its product is annotated as inactive TPR repeat-containing thioredoxin TTL3. Gene Ontology annotation, molecular function: protein binding. The record is from RefSeq and is a predicted model, not a curated record. Lineage: Eukaryota; Viridiplantae; Streptophyta; Magnoliopsida; Cucurbitales; Cucurbitaceae. Gene Ontology annotation, cellular component: cytoplasm.
UCUAAAUAUUCUGAGAUCCUUAUUCCUCUCUGCGACCGAGUCUUCCGCUCUCCCCUUCUUCUCUUUUUCCCUCUUCAACUAAUUUCUUUUCAAACCCAGACUUAAUACAAUCUUUUUUUUUUUUUCCUUACAUUUCAUCACAAAACCCCCUUUCAUUUCUACUUUUCAUUUUUUUCCCCAUCACUCAAUCUCAUUCUCCCGAAUUCCUCGUCUUUUUCCACAACAAAUUUCUGGGUUUUUCCUUCUUUUCGCAUUUCUUUUUUGAGAAAGAUAACAGAGCACUCUGUUUCCAAGGACCAGCCUCUCCGGGGGGUGCGAUGCAAAUCAGCUCCUGGGGUUAGGCCCUCUCUCUCUGUAUAUAUAUAAUUUUUCAUUACUAUCAGAAAGUUUUCACCUUUUCAAAUGAUGGGUCUGAAAUUGAAUUCAGAAAUAACGAAAGUUCCGUCACAUAUGGAACACUCUAUAAUUUUUUUAUAAUCGUGCCGAUUCUUCGUUCGAACUUGGGGGGUGGCUUCCAGAAUGGAAGACGACAUGUCCGACAAGAAAUCAAGCUGUGGCUUAUUAAACGCCGUGUUUGGCCGCCGUGGAUUUUGGCCGAGAAGAAGCGCUUCAAAUUCUUCAUUGGCGUCUCUUAAUUCAAACAAUAACAAUUUCGUUAAAACGGCAAACAGCAUGAAUUCGAAACGCCGACGCGGCAGCUCCGACGAGGCGGCGUUCUUUCAUGUUUCGGCGGCCGAGUCGAAACCGGCGAGCAAGGUGGGUCCGAACCAGCAGAGCCAACAGAGGGUUUUGUACUCGAAUCAACAGAGAGGAGUUCCGAUGAAUAACCAGAAUGAGGGCUGUAAGAUAGCGGCACCGCCGAGCAGAGUGGCAGCGGCCGGGAAUGAGUAUGUGGACCAAGGAAGAAGAGUGCCGAAGGAAGCCGUUGGAAUCUCCGGCGAGCUUGAGCUCAUGAUCGCCGAUCACCAGAAAUCGAAGGGGACUAAUGGGUCGCUUGUUCGAGCCUCAUCCAGCAAUGUCAUGCUUUUUGGAGAUUUGGGUAACUUAAGACAGGGAGGGAAUGGAGGAGGAAAUGCAUACAAUGUGGUUGAUUAUGUGCCCAAAACAGCAAGAGAAGAAACUCCAUCAACAAAUGGGAAAUACCAAAAUGGUGGGAUGGGGAAUAUAGCAAAGGGUCAACCGAAACAAAGUGUUGAACAAUCAAAUUCUCUUUGUCGAGCGUUGUCAACUCGAAUGGAUCCCGAGCAACUGAAAAUUAUGGGGAAUGAAGAUUACAAGAAUGGAAGAUUUGCAGAAGCCUUAGCCUUAUAUGAAGCUGCAAUUGCAAUAGACCCGAAUAAGGCGUCAUAUCGAAGCAAUAAAAGUGCAGCUUUAAUAGCUCUCGGCAUGCUUCUUGAUGCAGUUUUCGAAUGCAGAGAAGCCAUUCGGAUCGAACCCCAUUACCACCGAGCUCAUCAUCGACUUGCGACAUUGUAUCUUAGAUUAGGAGACACAGAAAAGGCAAUGUAUCAUUACAAACAAUCAGGACCAGAGGUCGAUCAGGAGGACUUACCCAAAGUCAGGGUUGUUCAGGCUCAUUUGAACAAAUGCACAGAAGCAAGACGACUACGAGAUUGGAACACCCUAAUCAAGGAGACUGGCUUUGCAAUAGCAUCAGGGGCAGAUUCCGCACCACAGAUAUAUGCUUUGCAAGCUGAGGCCUUUUUGAAGCUUCACAAGCACCAAGACGCUGAUGAGGCCUUAUCAAGAGGUCCAAGCUUUGAAGUGGAUGCCUAUACUAAGUUCCUUGGCCCUGUUGGUAAUGCCAAUUUACUACUGAUUCGAGCUCAGGUCGACUUGGCUGCAGGCAGAUUCGAUGAUGCACUGGAGGCAGCACAGAGAGCUGUUCGGCUUGAUUCACACAACAGGGAGACUAACGUAGUGAUGAGGCGAGCUCGAGCUAUUACAGCUGCUCGAUCAAAUGGCAAUGAGCUAUUCAAAAUAUCUAGAUUCUCAGAUGCAUGUCUUGCAUAUGGGGAGGGACUUGAGCAUGAUCCAUACAAUUCUGUGUUGCUGUGUAAUCGAGCUGCUUGUCGGUCCAAACUUGGACAAUUUGAGAAAGCGGUUGAAGAUUGUACGACAGCCCUUAAUGCUCGCCCGUCAUAUGGCAAGGCUAGACUAAGACGAGCAGAUUGCAAUGCGAAGUUGGGGAAAUGGGAAGCUUCAAUAAAAGACUACGAAAUCUUGCACAAGGAAAAUCCCAAUGAUGAUGAAGUCAAUGAAGCACUCUCCAAAGCUCGGAUUCAGUUAAAGAAGCAGCAGGCGUAAAGUAUAGCAGAACAAAUUGAAAUAUAUUCCAUCAUGAUCAUUUGUAUCGAUGAGGCACAACCUUUAUGUAGAUUGUAAAGAAAAAAGGCACCAUUGUGGCCAAGAACCACCGGGAGAUCAAAAGUUGUAAGUGUAAAGUCCAGGGUUUAAAGAGAAAUAGAAGGCGACUACGGAAUAUUAUGACCAGUAAUUUCUCAGCAAAAGUUGGUGUGUUAGGAUUUCACUUUGCCCAAACUUAUUUCUGUAUAGAAUUGUACUUGUAGUUUUGGUUAUUCUUUUGAAGUUUGAUACCAUAAAUGGGAUGGCAACUCUUGAUUAAGCUACUUUUCUUCUUGUGUCUUGAUUCCCCCCCUCCCUCCCUUUUUUGUGGAGCACUUGUACCACAAUUGUGUAAUAAACACUACUUAUGAUAAUUAUUUAAGGGUCUACAAACCAUUCUGCA